UUGCAAUAUGUCGGAUGAAAUGUUUUUGCGCGAUUGUGGCCCCGUUGUUGGCUGAUUGUGGUUGGUUGUGGUCGCACUCUUACCUUCCGAAAUGACUUGCUCAUCGUGUCCACAAGUUCCGCGAUAUCGGCCUAAGCAAAAUUCACCAGUGAACAAUUAAAAAUCACCACGUGAUACCCAAACAACACGAGUGAAUCGAUCAAAGUCGAGGGUAAAAUUGAUCCACCCAGUUGUGAAAAAUCAUUUCACUUGUGCUGUUAACUAACCGCCCGUCGGGGGGGUGGGGGGGUCACAAGAAUUCGUGAGGGGUUCAAUGUGUGUGCAACACAAAGAGAGAGAAAAAAUAAUCGGAGAGGAGUAGUCGGGUCAGAGCCUGGUGAUUGAUACUAAAGAGAAAAAAAAUAUCGUCGAGAGAAAAAUUGGGAUUAACUCCAGUGGAAAAUCUAUUGAAAUUGGAAACGACAAAAAUUAAAUGUAGAGUACUUCAACAAUAGUGAGAACAAUUGUUCCCGAAAGUUUGUGGGGUGUAUAAAUAAAUAAUUGGGUGGUGAUGGGAGCUAAAACAAGUACAGUGGCACAAGCUGCUGGUGGUAAUGGUCAAUCGUCGACUGGCGGUAAUGACACGACCAUUCAGGGCUUCUCGAUAUUGCGAUCGUUGCCGGGUGGUGUUGGUAUGCUCCAGCAGCAUCAACAAACUAACCAAACACAGGGGUCGAGGGUGCCUGGGGACAGCAGACAGCGGGCGAGAUCGUUGAGCUCAGUGCCAGAUUUGUCGUCUGGUGAACAGGGUAAUUUGGGAAAUUCGGUCGGAGUUAAUGUUGGUCAGGCACUUGGACUUGGAAAUCUUGACUCGGAUGAUGGGGAUGAGGACAGUGGGAGGGUCUAUGCUGCUCACAGUUUGCCGUCUCAUAUAUGGUCUUUAAAUGGUCUCAAGUGUCCUGUGUGCUCCAAAUUUAUACUACCGGAUGAUAUUGAGUGCCACUUAGUUAUGUGUUUGACGAAACCACGCCUUAGCUACAACGAGGAUGUAUUGGCUGAUGAGAAGGGGGAGUGUGUCAUUUGCUUAGAGGAACUACAGCCUGGUGAUGUGAUAGCCCGUUUACCAUGUCUUUGCAUAUAUCAUAAAAAUUGCAUCGAUAAAUGGUUUCAAGUGAACCGUAGCUGCCCCGAGCAUCCGGGCGAUUGAUUUUGUAAUUGUUGAGUUUGCAAGAGAUUU
Molecule: messenger RNA, 1216 nt
Organism: Diachasma alloeum
Lineage: Eukaryota; Metazoa; Arthropoda; Insecta; Hymenoptera; Braconidae
Product: E3 ubiquitin-protein ligase ZNRF2
Exons: 4
Coding region: 551-1186 (211 amino acids)
Source: RefSeq, a predicted model, not a curated record